This is a messenger RNA of Leptosomus discolor (cuckoo roller), 360 nucleotides long. NCBI's taxonomy places the organism in Eukaryota, Metazoa, Chordata, Aves, Leptosomiformes, Leptosomidae. The record is from RefSeq and is a predicted model, not a curated record.
CUAGCGUUCGUCUUCAGCUCUGUGGUCUACGGCACCAGCUACCGGUCCAUGAGCUCCAUGGCAAAGCCGUCUUUCACAGACGAUGGCAGCCUUGCCGACGGGGGAAUUGACCUGAACAUGGAGCAGGGGAUGGCAGAGCACCUCAAGGAUGUCAUCCUGCUGACAGCUAUAGUCCAAGUGCUGAGCUGCUUCUCGCUCUACAUCUGGUACUUCUGGCUCUUGGCUCCGGGCCGCGCUCUCUACCUUCUAUGGGUGAACAUCUUGGGGCCCUGGUUUGCAGCUGACUCUUCGCCCGUCGGUCAGGAACCAAACGAGAAGAAGCAACGCCGACAAGAACGCCGCCAGAUGAAGCGCUUCUAG